Molecule: messenger RNA, 1532 nt
Organism: Lepus europaeus (European hare)
Lineage: Eukaryota; Metazoa; Chordata; Mammalia; Lagomorpha; Leporidae
Gene: GPR35
Product: G protein-coupled receptor 35
Exons: 4
Coding region: 1-1287 (428 amino acids)
Biological process (GO): phospholipase C-activating G protein-coupled receptor signaling pathway; positive regulation of Rho protein signal transduction
Cellular component (GO): membrane
Molecular function (GO): G protein-coupled receptor activity
Source: RefSeq, a predicted model, not a curated record
AUGAAGGCCCCACUGGACGCCGGUUACAGAGAUGGGCCCGAGGCAGCUGCUGCCCGGCAGCGAGAUCGGGUCUCGCCAUCAGCGGCUGCUGGUUACCUGGUGGGCACAGCCCUGCUGGCCUGGCCGUGUGGGACGGGGGCCUACGGUGGAAGCGUCUUCCCCACGCUGCCCGGGCUCCGCGGGCUCCAGAUCCUGCAUGUCCUGGCCCUGCCUCAGUUUCAGCCCCUGGUCGUGAGAGCCCCGGAGGCCUUGAGGAGGGGCAGCCAGGCCGCCCUGCCCCAGGCCCCACCCCAGGACAGCCCCAUCCGGACUGCGGACCAAGCGGCUUGGCCAGGGGACACAGCUGCCUACAGCCCCGGCACCAUGAACGACACCUGCGGCUCUGGGAACCUGACCUGGCCCCCGUGGCUGGAGCACACCUUCUCCGCCUACCUGACCUUGCUGCUGGUGCUGGGCCUGCUGCUCAACGGGCUGGCGCUCUGGGUGUUCUGCCGCCGCAUGCGGGGCUGGACGGAGGCCCGCGUGUACAUGACCAACCUGGCCGGGGCCGACCUCUGCCUGCUCUGCGCCCUGCCCUUCAUGCUGCACUCCCUGAACCACACCUCGGACACGCCGCUGUGCCAGCUCUCGCAGGCCGUGUACCUGCUGAACAGGUACAUGAGCAUCGGCCUGGUCAUGGCCAUCGCCGUGGACCGCUACGUGGCCGUGCGGCACCCGCUGCGUGCCCGCGGCUUGCGCUCCCCGCGGCAGGCGGCGGCCGUGUGUGGGACCCUCUGGGUGCUGGUGGCCGGCUCCCUGGGGCUGCGCUGGCUGCUGGGGGUGCAGGAGGGCGGCUUCUGCUUCCGGAGCCGCUCGGGACACACACUGCACACGUCCGUGUUCUCGCUACUGGGCUUCUACCCGCCGCUGGCAGUGCUGGCCUUCUGCUCCCUGCAGGUGGGGGCCGCGCUGGCCCGGAGCCCGGCUGCCAGCUCGGGGCAGGGCGCGGCCACCCGCAGGGCUGCCCGCAUGGUCUGGGCCAACCUGGCGGUGUUUGUGGUCUGCUUCCUGCCGCUGCACGCGGUGCUGACGGCACAGCUGGCCAUGGGCCUGCAGCCCUGCGCUGUGCAGCUCGCGUUCAGGCGCGCCCUCUUUGUCACCAGCAAGCUCUCAGACGCCAACUGCUGCCUGGACGCCAUCUGCUACUACUACACGGCCAGGGAGUUCCAGGAGGCGUCCGCCCUGGGCCGGCCCCACAGUGCCAAGGCCUGCAAGAGCCACGAGUCCCUGUGCGUGACCCUCACCUAGUCCCGUGGGCCCCGUCUCAGGCUGGGGGGAGCCUGACCAGCAGCAAGGAGCCCAGGAUGGGUCCUGGACUCUGAGGGCUGUGGGUGCUGCCCAGGGAGCAGGGACUGGGUGGACAAGCCGGGCACAGGCCUGGAGCGCUGCACCCACGCCCCAGGAAGGGGCACCCGAGGGCUUCCCAAGGCCACACCCAGCCCUUGCACCGGGCUUUGGGGCUGGAAUAAAGGCCAGUCUCUGGAGCUGGUCCU